AUGUCUCAUUUGAACCGUCCCGCUGACCCCUUUGAUGCAAAGGCGAUGCUCAACCUGGGCCCGUGCUCCCUGCUCCCACCACACAUUCACCCGCGCGCGACCAACUACGUCGUCGCCAUCUCCGGAACGACCAUGACAUAUACGAUCGCCGAGAAUGGCACGCGUACCGUGUCCGAGACUCUACGCUCGGGACAGAUGACCAUUUUCCCGCAUCCGUCGGUCCACGCGAUGAUGAACAUUGGCUGUGCGAACGCGCAGCUCAUUUCCGCGUUGAAAUCGGACGAUACGGGAACGACCGAUCUGGCAAACGCCUUCUUCGGUCUGCCGCAGAAUAUCUCGGGGACGGUCAUUGGCGGUGGGUUGAGCGUUGCGGGUAUCGAUGGGCGGGUCGCGCCAGUGAGGACGGCGUCGACCUGGGGGCCUGAGGAGUGCAUUUCUGCGUGCGUGAAGAAGGGGAAGAUGAUCAAGCGGGACUUUUAG
Exophiala xenobiotica is the source of this 480-nucleotide messenger RNA. RefSeq lists its product as uncharacterized. Gene Ontology annotation, molecular function: manganese ion binding. The record is from RefSeq and is a predicted model, not a curated record. The coding region runs from base 1 to 480 and encodes 159 amino acids. Gene Ontology annotation, cellular component: cell wall. Lineage: Eukaryota; Fungi; Ascomycota; Eurotiomycetes; Chaetothyriales; Herpotrichiellaceae. The transcript has 2 exons.